AGUAAAAAAAAAAAAAGAGACAGCAUUUGCUUGGAAAAAGGAAGUGAGAGUAGUGCCGACAUCCACUGCAAGCCUCGCGUUUCCACAUUUGAAUUUUCGCGUUUACACCCAAACCUCACGGCAAGUAUUUUCCAUGGCGGGUGGCUCUCUCUCUUCUUCGUGAAGCUCUCGUCUCACAACCAAUCCAUUUCGAAUUCUCAGUUUCCUACUCUGGAGUUGGCCUCCACAAUGGCCUCACCAGCGCCGUCGAUGGCGUUUUUGCUGUCGCUGCUUCUCUUCGCCGGGAUGUGUUCGUUGUCGUCUUCCGACUACUUGAUCGGCGUCGGAAGCUAUGACAUCACCGGUCCGGCCGCCGACGUCAACAUGAUGGGUUACGCGAACUCCGACCAGAUCGCUUCCGGUGUCCAUUUCCGAUUACGAGCUCGUGCCUUCAUCGUCGCCGAGCCUCGCGGGAAUCGCGUCGCGUUUGUGAAUCUCGACGCGUGUAUGGCGUCUCAGAUCGUCACCAUCAAAGUCCUCGAGCGGCUCAAAUCCAGGUAUGGAGAUCUUUACACUGAGAAAAACGUGGCAAUAAGUGGAAUUCACACCCACGCCGGACCAGGAGGCUAUCUCCAGUACGUUACUUACAUCGUGACAUCUCUAGGGUUCGUUCGUCAAUCCUUUGACGUCAUUGUCGAUGGCAUUGAGCAAAGCAUUGUCCAGGCUCACGAGAGUCUCAGGCCCGGUUCGGUCUUCGUCAACAGCGGAGAGCUCUUGGAUGCUGGCGUGAACCGUAGUCCCAGCGCUUAUCUCAACAACCCUGCAUCUGAAAGGAGUAUAUACAAGUACGAUGUCGACAAAGAGAUGGCACUCCUCAAGUUUGUAGAUUCUCGCUCCGGCCCGAUUGCUAGCUUCAACUGGUUUGCAACUCACGGGACUUCCAUGAGCCGUACAAAUUCGCUGAUAAGUGGAGAUAACAAAGGCACUGCAGCUCGGUUAAUGGAGGACUGGUUUCAGCAGAGAGCUCCUGUCCGAACCGAGAUGGGGGAAAUUCCUCGGCGGGUUUCAACCCUUGUUUCAGACAUGAACAAGAACCAUAGCAGGCUUUUGGAAAUUGCUGCUUCUUAUAAGUCUUCUAAAGGGCAACCUGUGACGAAUCCCCUCGACGCAAAAGUAAGAGUGAGGAAAGAUUCUAGUCGUAGUUUUGUCUCGGCAUUCUGUCAAUCAAAUUGCGGAGACGUGAGUCCAAACGUUCUCGGCGCAUUUUGCAUUGACACUGGGCUGCCUUGUGAUUUCAAUCACAGUACCUGCAACGGGAAGAAUGAAUUGUGCUAUGGCCGUGGCCCAGGAUACCCUGAUGAAUUCGAGAGCACACGUAUAAUUGGAGAAAGGCAGUUCAAAAAGGCUUCGGAACUUUUUAACAAAGCAACAGAGCAGCUGAAGGGAAGGAUCGGGUAUCAGCACGCGUAUGUGGAUUUCUCGAAACUGGAAGUCUCGGUUUCUAAACCGGGUGGCUUUGAAACUGUCAAGACAUGCCCGGCUGCAAUGGGUUUCGGCUUUGCUGCAGGAACUACUGAUGGACCCGGAGCUUUCGAUUUCAGACAAGGAGAUGACAAGGGAAAUGCUUUCUGGAAGUUAGUGAGGAAUGUUCUGAGAACUCCGGGACCCGAACAGGUCGAAUGCCAGAAACCGAAGCCCAUCCUGCUCGAUACCGGAGAAAUGAAGAUACCUUAUGACUGGGCACCCUCGAUUCUUCCGGUUCAGAUACUACGCAUUGGCCAGUUCGUCAUCCUCAGUGUCCCAGGAGAAUUCACAACAAUGGCGGGAAGGCGUCUCCGAGAGGCUGUGAGAUCGGUUCUCGCCUCCUCGGCCAGCAAGGAGUUCGGAAACAACGUCCAUAUCGUCAUAGCAGGUCUGACAAACACUUACUCUCAGUACGUUACCACCUUCGAGGAGUAUGAAGUUCAAAGAUACGAGGGAGCCUCGACGCUGUACGGACCGCACACACUCAGCGCCUACAUCCAAGAAUUCAAGAAACUAGCCACGGCGCUGGUCAACGGUCAAACCAUCGAGUCGGGCCCGCAACCGCCUGACCUGCUGAGCAAGCAGAUAAGCCUGCUGGCACCGGUCGUGGUGGAUGUCACCCCGCUCGGCGUGAGCUUCGGCGACGUGAAAUCUGAUGUGGCCCCGAACUCGAGGUUCGCCCGGGGCGGUGGGGCGCAAGUGAACGUGACGUUCUGGUCGGCAUGUCCGAGGAACGACCUGAUGACGGAGGGCUCGUUCGCUUUGGUCGAGAGGCUAAUCGACGGCGGCGGAGGGAGGUGGCUCCCGGUCUACGACGACGAUGACUUGUGUCUCAAGUUCAAGUGGUCGAGGCCGACGAGACUGAGUCCCGAGAGCUACGGGAGGAUAGAGUGGCGGAUCCCCGACUCGGCCUCGGCCGGGGUUUAUCGGAUACGGCACUUCGGAGCUUCCAAGUCUCUUCUCGGUUCCAUUACUACGUUCUCUGGCACUUCCAGUGCUUUUGCAGUUGUAUGACUAUGAGUUGGAAGAUACUACUACUAAAAUGAUAUAUUUAUUGGAAAAAAAAGAAAAGAAAAAGGAAAUUAAAAAAAGGGACUGUGCCACGUGGGCUAUA
This is a messenger RNA of Tarenaya hassleriana, 2617 nucleotides long. Its product is annotated as neutral ceramidase. The transcript is spliced from 10 exons. Gene Ontology annotation, molecular function: N-acylsphingosine amidohydrolase activity. Bases 229 to 2517 code for a protein of 762 amino acids. Gene Ontology annotation, biological process: sphingosine biosynthetic process; ceramide catabolic process; long-chain fatty acid biosynthetic process. The record is from RefSeq and is a predicted model, not a curated record. NCBI's taxonomy places the organism in Eukaryota, Viridiplantae, Streptophyta, Magnoliopsida, Brassicales, Cleomaceae. Gene Ontology annotation, cellular component: extracellular region.